AUGGACGACGUGCCCCACGACCGCAUACUCCAAUUGAUGAGAUAUGUCGGCAACAUCGGCGGCCCUCCCGGUCGACGCCUUACUGCGAAAGACAUCCGCGAGGCUGUAACAACUUGGGCAGAAGGGAAGGACUCUCGCAUGAGUCCGUGGGGCAUUCAGUUCCAACAUCCCGACCCUAACACAGGAUUCGUGCCUCCUAUACCGUACCAAGACUCAUCCGUUAUUUGUGGCCGCUGGAUCAGGGACGUCGAGGUGCCAGAAGAAUUCUCUGGCCAUCCGGUCGAGUGUACAUGUCAUGGCAGGCCACCACCGAAAAUGACCUUUGCGGACACGCCAUCGUGGGUUCCAAGCGUCUUGCAAGCUUUUCAACAUGACGAGGUCACUGAUGCGUCUUUGGAAAUGGCAGAGAGCCUUCCAAAGACCACAUUACUGGAAUCCCCGUCCGGGAGCUGUCUAUUCAUGGAACUGCCGCCUGAAAUUCUGGAGUUGAUCCUAGAAUACCUGGUGCCGACUGGACAGACAUAUCAUUUCCUCCCAGCACGGAAUGGCAAGAACUCCGUCCAAGUGGUGCAGAAGUUCGUGCCGGACGGGAAACGUACUGGAACAGCAACUUCCAAACAUGCUCCACCGACAGCGCCGUUGAGCGCAAAUCAAUCGCCCGCCCCAAACUCGAUGCAAUCAAUACAGAUGUCCAAUCCGAAGCACCCAGCCACAGGCUCGACCUACAUGUCGCUGGCUGGGACUUGCAAGUAUUUCCAGGACAUCGUCUACUCGCGAUUAUUCUCGCAGAACGAUUUUGUGUUCAAUCUCACGCCGUACACGAUCCACAGCGCCAUUCGUUCGUGCGACUUCAAAAACUUCAGAUGCUGGACUCGGACGACGGCGCACUCACCCAAAGCACUAGGACCACUGACAGCUCGCGCUGCCAAGUACCUCAAACAUGUCACGCUCAUCGCAUCGCUCCCCUUCUCGCACAGCUCACUAGACAUCAAAGCCCUCACAGCACUUUUCAGCGAUACUGCAAGCACGCUCUUCGAAGCACAGCUGUCUCAUCUUGCGCUGGCUUUGAAUCUGGCUAAACCUGGGAGCAAUGACAAUCGCUUUGCCUUGCAAGCGCUGCCUGUCGAUCUGUUGCAAGCGGAAGUCAAGAAAGAUGGACUGUUGUCCCUAAAUAUCAGAGAACCAAAGGUGGACCCAGUCCGCGAGUCGAACAAGACACAGCGAGUAUUCGCUCCGUUGCUGCAGGGACCGAAAGGUGUGAAAGAGGUUAAGUUCAAUGGACCUUUGAGCGAGGGGUUUGUGGGCGAGUUGAAAAGCGCGCUGAUGGAAGAACAAGUGUAG
Zasmidium cellare ATCC 36951 is the source of this 1341-nucleotide messenger RNA. RefSeq lists its product as uncharacterized. NCBI's taxonomy places the organism in Eukaryota, Fungi, Ascomycota, Dothideomycetes, Mycosphaerellales, Mycosphaerellaceae. The record is from RefSeq and is a predicted model, not a curated record. Bases 1 to 1341 code for a protein of 446 amino acids. The transcript has a single exon.